AUGUCUGGCUGCUUUGUUCAUCUACACAGUAGUAUUCAACGUAAAGUCCAAGUCAGUUUAAAGACAAAUUAUGAACAAGACUCGGUAUUUGCUCAUCAUAUUAAUAAAAUUGCUGCCCUUGCUUUUCUUCAUCCAAAUGAUAUUAGUCAAGGUUUUGACAAUCUAUUUAAUCCAUUUACACCAAUAUUACAUCCAUUAUUAAAUUAUUUUGAAGACACAUAUGUAGGAAGAAAUCUUGCACAAGGGCGAUCAAAAUCAAUGUUUGAAAUCGAACUCUGGAACAUGAAUCAAAGAACUACUGAUCUUUUAAUGCACACUAACAAUUCAGCUGAAGCUUGGCACCGUCGUUUAAGUUCAGUUAUUCAAUGUCAGCAUCCUACUCUUUGGAUAUUUAUUAACAAUUUAAAAAAUGAAGAACAUUUUAUUUACUGUCAAUUGAACAAGCUUAAUUCUGGAGAAAAGAUCGAGCCAAAUAAAAAAUAUUAA
Messenger RNA from Rotaria sp. Silwood2, 486 nucleotides. The record is from the annotation of a GenBank genome assembly. NCBI's taxonomy places the organism in Eukaryota, Metazoa, Rotifera, Eurotatoria, Philodinida, Philodinidae.